This is a messenger RNA of Austrofundulus limnaeus, 9019 nucleotides long. It is a transcript of the gene tspoap1, whose product is annotated as TSPO associated protein 1. The transcript has 33 exons. Gene Ontology annotation, molecular function: protein binding. The coding region runs from base 746 to 7561 and encodes 2271 amino acids. NCBI's taxonomy places the organism in Eukaryota, Metazoa, Chordata, Actinopteri, Cyprinodontiformes, Rivulidae. The record is from RefSeq and is a predicted model, not a curated record.
GCUGGACAGCAGGAUGGCGUGGACACAAGAUAAACAAUCCCCUUCUUAUAGGACUCUGUGGACCUGUAAACACUAACGCUGCCAGUCAGGGUAAUGCUACACGCUGUGGACACACGUACCGUGGCUGACAGAACAUGUCCCAAUUGAUGAAAAGUUAAAUAUAGACAGUAGUGUCCGCUAAGAGGUGAGUUUGGUCCAAGUUGUAGCAAGAAAACUUAUCAGAAGCUAGCUAGCAGAAGCUAGCAUGAGCUAGUAGUUUCACAGCAGCUCAUGUUUUAUGACAUUUAAAAGCACACCAUGUUAGCUUCUGAAUAUAUGAAAAUGCUGGAUAAGUUAACUCGAAGUGUUUAAUUAGUGUGGGUCCAAUUGGACACAGUUUAUGAAGCUAAUGAUAGAUAAAACUACGAUUCAGUGUUUGCUAAUAGUUUGCCAGCUCACUUGUUGCAUGCUCCCAAUAACACAACACUGCAAAUUUCCCCACUCUUAUCUUAUCUUAUCUUAUCUUAUCUUAUCUUAUCUUAUCUUAUCUUAUCUCAUUUAUUUAAGAAUAUAGAGAAUAAAUUAAGAAAUAUCUUACUUGGCUGAAUUACAAACUUGACUAUAAACUUAAAUUGUUGCUCUGAGAGGAGCAGUUCUUAAAUCAUUUGUGCUUUCACCUUGCUGGAAACAUUUCAUUACUUCUAACUGAACCAUAUUUCCUAUUUCUCUCACACCUUCYAUUGCUUCACCUCUGCAGAUGUAAUGAAUGCAUGAUGCAUGUCUGCUAACCACCCCGCUGUCACACACCUGCACUUUUAAACUGAUGCUCUUCAGAAAUGAACUCACCCCUCUUUGCAUGUUGUGCUGUGGUUGCUGCAUGAUGAGGGGAGGCAGGGGUAACUUUCUGGCGCUGUCGUCCAAGAGAUCGUGCCAGGAACAGACGGACUACGAGCAGGAGUUAAAGAGGCUGCAGGCUGAUUUGGAGGCAGAGAGGAUCCAAACGCUGUGGGCCCGGGGGCAGCUUGGUGCCGAACUCCGGCGCCUACGAGAAGAGGCAGAGCAGAACCAUGAGAGGGCCGUGAGGGAGCUGGCAGCCAAGCGAGGGGGCCACAAGGACAGAGACGGACACAGAUGUCUCCUAGCUAAAGAGGGGAAACAUAAAGACAGCAGGCAAGACACUAACGUUGUGUCCAGGGGGGAAAGCACUUUGUCUGGCUGUGGAAAACCAAAGCUAGAGCAGUUGCUGCAGACGCUGUAUGAGGAGAUAAAUGUUGAACAGGUAGCUCGUAAACAACAUCACAGGCAGGAAUUUGAGCUUGAAAAGGCCAUCUUCCUCUACCGCCUCCUGGAGGCCCAUGGGAGACUGUUAGAGGGGACUCAGGGARACAGACCCCCCUGUAAUAAAAUCAAAAACCUCUCAGAGAAACCAGUUUGGGACAACAGCAUCAAUCCCUGUCAGAGAACACCUCAGGUUACCUGCUCCAGAACCCCUCUGAGAUCCCAGCKUGAUUCCCUGUCAGCCGAACAGGAUCAGGAGGAGCAGCCAUCAGAUGGGGACCGUUUGACUGCUGGAGGCACCUGUCGGGUCAGCCCUCUGAAAACCUGCCACCCUCAGAGGACCCUCCAUGCAGGUGGGCACGACCAGCYGUCCAGCUGGGCCGAGUCUUCAGCUGAGUCAGCAAGAACAAUGAAGAACGGUACAGAUUAUGGGUUCCUGGUGCGACAGAACUCAGAACUCAUGCGAGCCCUCGACAAACUGGAGAAGACUUGUAACACRCUGAGGGAGGAGAAUGGCCUGCUGCGAAAGAGCAGCGCUCCUGAGACUGAGGAGAAGGUCAGGAGGCUGAGGAGGAAGAACACUGAGCUGACCGUUCUCGCUAAGAGGCUGGAAGAUAGAGCUCGCAAACUACAGGAGGCUAACCUCAAAGUGGUUAAUUCCCCGUCCCUGAUGAGACCUGGUUCUGUGGAGCAGUAUAAAAAAGCGUUUGCCCGUCAGCGAGCUCGGGACCUGGCCCGGCAUGCUGAUGUCCUGCUGUCAAAGGACAAAGAGAUAGCCGCCCURCAGCAGGAGUGCAGAGAGCUGGAGGAACGGCUUGGCACAGUCAAGGGCUCAGUUCAGUGUGGCAGGAUGGAGUACGAAAACCUUCUCCGGGUGUCUCAGAAGGAGGUGUUGUGGCUUCAGAGGCAGCUGUCGGUCACUUCCACCAGGCAGCAGCACAACCAGACCUCUGACCACGACGGCACUGAGAGGGGCGAGGAAAACACCAAGGAGGCGAGUCAAGAGGAGGUUUUAGGGAAGACCCUGUGUGCGGGGUUAGAUGAAGCUUCAUCCAGGUGUAAGGAGACUCCUGCACAGGCGGAGGAGUCGUGGCUGCGAGUAACGCCCCCACCGGGCCCUAGCCCGACCCCCUCCCUUCAGGAGGGACCCACAGAGGAGCAGCGCCUACAGUUUCUGGAACGUGAGCUGAGYAAGAAGAGGAAAGAAUGUGAAAAUCUAGAGCAUGAAGUAAAGAAGCGACAGAAGAGAUGUCUGGAUUUAGAGAGCCAGCUUGAGGAUGAGCGAGGCCAAAAUGAGCGACUAAAGGAGGAGGCAGAACUCCUCAGGAGGAAGGCACAGCUGCUCGACCAGACUCGGGCUGAGAAUGAGGAGCUGAGGGAAGACCUCUCUGAAGUGACCGCUCAACACAGUUCAGUUCUCGAGGAGAACCAAAGACUCCGUGCCAAACUGGAGAACCUAGAGCAGGUCCUAAAGCACAUGCGAGAGGUCGCCGAGCGAAGGCAGCAGCUGGAAUUGGAACAUGAGCAGGCACUGGCUAUCCUCAAGUUCAAACAGGAUGAAAUCAAACGGUUACAGCGGGCUCAGUUAUUUGCCAAGAGAGAGCAUGAAGGAGUGGUUCAGAUGCUGGAGAGUACACUGGACUGCAUGCAGUCAAAGGUCCGAGACCUGGAGGAGAAAUGCCGCAGUCAGAGUGAACAGUUUGGCUUGUUGUCCCAAGAGUUGGAGAAGUUUCGCCUGCAGGCCUCAAAAGUGGACCUGGCCAGCUCAAGCCUCCUCAGCAAUCCCAGCCUGUCAGUUCUGGCCAACGGGGUGGGGCUGACUUCAGAGAGAGACUGCACUGAUGGCACUUUGGAUUUGGUGUCUCUGGGUGAGAUAGCCUUCUGGAGUCUUGAGGGAGGUGACCCUCUCUCCUGCCCUGAGGAUGUGGCCGCUGCACUGCGCUUAGGCUCCACCCCCCACGCUGCAGGACUCUGCAGGGYGGAGCGCUCGCCUGUCACCAAGCAUCGAGAGCUGCCCACAAUCAGCGUCAGCAAGUCUUCCUCCACCAAGUCAGAGACCGCUCACCACACCCCGAAGUCUGACACCCAUCUCAGUCCACACAAAUCAAGCCCCACACACGAGGUGGACACUGCCAGUGAAGUGGAGGAGUUGGACAUUGACAUUGCUCCGGCACCUUGCACAGCYAGCAGAGCAGCUCCAAAGCUUCAAGUUUUUAUUGCAAGAUACAGCUACAAUCCUUACGAUGGCCCAAAUGACAACCCAGAGGUGGAGCUACCCCUCACUGCAGGGGAGUACAUCUAUGUAUACGGAGACAUGGACGAUGAUGGUUUCUACGAAGGGGAGCUGAUGGAUGGGCGGAGAGGGCUGGUUCCCUCCAACUUUGUUGAACGAGUGUCGGACGACGAUCUGAUGAGCUCUCAUCAUCCAGAGAUGGGGGACGUGUCCCACAACUCCCUGCUAGACAGCAGCCUGCACAGUGCCAGCCACCAGCAUCACCUCCACACGGGAGUCAUUGCCUCAGACCGGACAGGGGYCUCAGCGGCCUCCAGCCCCCACUCAGCCCUCUCAGAAUCAGUGUCGGCCUUGCCAGUCGCGGCCCCCCUCACCAACGGCCUGGACUUGGAUUUGGAGGAGGUGGGAGUGGACAUUGUGCCUUACCCACGUAAACUCACCCUCAUCAAGCAGCUUGCCAAGAGCAUAAUCAUUGGCUGGGACCCUCCGCUGGUGCCGGCCGGGUGGGGCAACGUGUGGAGUUAUAACGUGUACGUGGACCAGGAGCUGCGGCUCAGCGUGCCCUUCGGUGCCCAGACCAAAGCGGUGCUGGAGCGGCUAGACGUAAACCUCAAAGCCUACCGCGUGUCAGUCCAGAGCAUGACGGAGAAAGGCCUCUCAGACAAGCUCCGCUGCAGCCUGCUGGUCGGCCGGGACGUCAGCGUGGCUCCAACGCAGCUGUUUGUGGACAGAAUCACCGCCACCUCUGCCAACCUCACCUGGCUGCCCAGCAACAGCAACUAUGUGCACAUUGUGUCCUUGAAUGAUGAAGAGUGUGAGCUGGUGAAGGCUGGCUGCUACUCGCUGUGCCUCAGUAACCUUUUGCCCAGCCUGCAGUACACAGUCAAGGUGGAGGCACGGCCGCACCGCACGCCAUGGGAGUUACCUGUGGAGCGACGGGAACACAGAAGCGCYACCAUCACCUUCACCACACUGAUGGCAGUUUCAUGCCCACAGCCUGGGAAUGCAGGUCCCCCCGAUGCUCCUCUGGACGUGCAGCUGGAGCCCGGACCCUCUGCAGGGAUCGCUCUCAUCAGCUGGCUGCCCGUCACCAUCGACGCUGCCGGGACUUCCAACGGAGUCCGUGUCACUGGAUACACCUUAUAUGCUGACAAAAAGAAGGUACUGGAGGUGGCCUCUCCUACAGCAGGCAGUGCCCUGCUGGGCCCAUCUCAGAUCCAGUCUCUCCAGGCAGCUCAGGAGCUCACUGUCCGCACCAUGUCCGCCCACGGGGAGUCCUGCGACUCUUUGCCAGCAAACGUGCCCUCCAAGCUGGCUGCCAUCAUGGCCGGCCCAGCCGUAGCCACCACAGUUGUGCCACCCUUGCCCUGCAGCUCCCGAACGCCCAGUAACUCAUCCCCGCCGCCGUCCUACAGAAACUCCACUGCCAAAGUCUCUGUGCUGCCAUCAGACACACACAUGCCUCGCCACACGGCCGAAGGUGCUGCCAACCCGCCUCAUGCUCUUUGCUCUGAAGAUCUUCUGUCCUCCGCCUCCUACGUGAAAGCCUGGGCCCACCCCUCAUCUGCUGCUGCCUUGGCUGCGUGUGAARCAGCCUCCACCAUCACUCCAGUGGUUAACGUGACCUCCCCCAUCAACACAACACCUCUGCCAUCUUCAGCGGCAGCAGCUCCAGUGCCGGCUGUAGCACCAUCUUCUGUGUURGAUCAGCGCAGAGACACCGACAGCCCGGAAACGAUACGUCCUUUYCCGUCCAUCACAGAGUUCAUCGAAGACCCCGGUGCCAAGCUCGUCACCCCCGAGCGCGUUGCUUCCCCACCCAAAGCCCCCAUCACAGACCUCCUUAACCCUCCGAGCACGAACCUCCUCCGACCCACCAGCACCUCACCGCUAGAGUCCGAGGUGGAGGAGGAGCUGGAGAACACUCGCCUGGUGUCCAUCGAGGAGUUCCUGAGACAGGACCAGGAGCCAGUUUACAGCAGGAGGCAGCAGAGUUAUGGCAGAGGAGCUGUGGAGCCUCUCAGUGACUACCACGCAGACAACAGCCGCUCAGACCUGUCAGACAUCCUGGAAGAGGAGGAAGAAGACCUUUCCUCGGACCACCUCGGACAAGUCCAGGCCAGAGGUUACACCAUCGGAGGCAGCAGGUCAUGUAAGUUAGACACACCAGACAGCGAGGGGGAGAUCCUGGAGAGGAUCCUCAAGUUGCCUCCUCAGGUCCUUCACAGCAAGCAGCUGUUUAGUAUUGCUGAGGUGACGGAGGAGGAAGACAGCAGUCAAGAAGAGCCUUUAGGUYAUCGCAGGAAGCUUCGGCCAGGACUCGGCCACCUUCAGUCCAGGAGCUCCRAGCCUCUUCAUCAUGCUCCUCAGCCUCACACACACCCGGCCCACCCACACUCACUUGUCCCCCCUCAUCAUCAUUAUCAUCAUCAUCAUCGUUCCAAGCCUGUAACCAAAGAGCCUUCAGUCAGACACGAUCCCCUGCAGGUCAAACCAAAGACACUUCACAGGGUGCACUACGCUGACGSUGUUAGUUACCCUGAAAAUGAAAAUCCUACCAGCAGGCGGGUCUCAACCCAUUGUCCUCCCACUCUGAACCCCAACGGCAGAGAAAGAUCCCUGCUCAAAGGACUCGGGGACCGCCUUAGAAGGGCAGCCAUGCUCAGGAGUCAGAUGGCUGCCGCCGCAGUGACCAACCCGGACCAAGACCUUACCACACCCAGAAACUACCCCAAAACAGCGCAAACUGUGAAGUCUGCCGCUGGCGGUGGGAUGGAGAUCGACGUGGAGUACGGUACUGAUAGCGAGGAGCCUGUGGGCUGCAGCGGCAGGGAGGCGGUGAUGGAGCAGACGAGCUCUGAGUGGUGGGUGGAGGGGGCUCAGGUGGAGCACGGCAGAGCAGCACACCGACGAGGAGCGAGAGCUGAAUCAACGGAGCCAAGCCAGAUUCCUUCAGCUGUUUCAGGCCYGUCAAGAGGAGGCCAGGCAGAGUUUAGCUCACAGGCUGCUCCACUCAAAGAUAAAUCAAAGAUGAAAGCCGAUGGUGACGUUCGCAUCUUUGUGGCUCUCUUCCCCUACGAUCCGGCCACCAUGUCACCCAAUCCUGAUGCUGCUGAGGAGGAACUGCCCUUUAGCGAAGGCCAGAUCAUCAAAGUGUACGGAGAUAAAGAUGCAGACGGGUUCUACCGAGGGGAGUCGGGUGGGCGUCUGGGCUAUGUGCCGUGUAACAUGGUGUCUGAGGUCCAGGUGGAGGAUGAGGAGACCCGGCAGCAGCUYCUGCAGCAGGGCUUCUUGCCCACAGCGGCCUCCAUGGAGAAGAUCGGCACUCGCUCACACGCACARCUUCCUCGUCGCCCCGUCCCACCKCCGAAACCGAGGCGAUCCAAGAAAGUGAACUCUGCAGCAGUCUGGGAGGAGAAUGUGAAGUCCUCCAGUCCAGAUCCUUCUCAGCCUGCUGCCCCUGCAGCUGGAGGGAAAACAGCCUCGGGGGCUCGCAAGAUGGUUGCCAUUUUUGAUUAUGAUCCACGAGAGAGCUCCCCCAACACUGACAUAGAGGCAGAGCUGACCUUCAGUGCUGGAGAUAUCAUCCACGUGUUUGGUGACAUGGACGAAGACGGGUUCUUUUACGGGGACCUGAAUGGACACAGAGGUUUAGUCCCGUCCAACUUCCUUCAGCCCAUUCCAGACGAGGCUCCAACAGAACCGGUUUGUGGCCAAACUGCACCAGAGCCCAAGAAAGAAUCUCUGGACCCUUGGACGUCCUCUUUAGAACCACAAGGUUCUGGCCCCUCAGCCCUAGAAGAGGCGGUGCCCCCCCCAGCUGAAGUCCUCUACCCAGACCGGUCGGAGAACUCAGACCUGCGAGCACAGCUGCAAGUCAUGGUGUCAGACAAGAACCUAGAUCCAGGUCCAGGUCCAGCUGGUGAGGAGCUCCUCUGCUCUCCUCCGGCCCCAUUUCCUUCAGACAGUGCCGCUCCAGCGGACUGCUCCACGCAAGUGAAGAAGAGGAAAAGCUUCUUCUCUAAAGGCAAGAAGCUGUUUAAAAAGCUGGGAUCCAGCAAGAAGGAAUGAGAGUCAGGACUUCUGACUCUGGAGACUUUGUGUCACAGUUGAAGCACUUUUAUUUCCCCUCUCAGAUCUAAGAACAGAUCAGUAACGAUACACCUGCCUUAGAGCACUGCUGUUCAACAGAAUCCACAGAUCUGCUCACAGCUCCAGCACCACAGGAGCAUGUAGAUGUGCACGUGAACAAGCUUCUAAUAUAUAUACCUUAAACUCUUCGUAUUUAUCAACAACAACAAAAAAAGCAGCAAUAACCCUCAAACAUGUUCAGCUCAGUAAAUAUUAGCUUUAACGCUAACGUGCCACGUCAUUUAUUUAAAGCAAACAGACAGACGCUCUCUGACUAUUUAAGAAAUGCACUAUUCUGAGUAAGUUUGCUUUCCUCAUGUAUUUAUUGUCUUCAGRAGUUUCUGUGUAACUAUAUAAUUUAUUAUUUGUAUCGGACGUUUGCCCUGUUUAUCACGUUGCUUAAAGUGGCGUCAGAACGAUUCUUAUAGAGCAGCUUUGAGGAGAACAACAUGAACUGUAUCGUAAGUUUAAAUAGUUUCUGAAAUUCACAAAGUGGGUGCUUUUUCUUCUUUUCCAUUCUUUUUUCUUUUAUUUCCACAACUCCGACACCGUUUCCCCACCUCUUCGAACAUGCACAGUUUAUUUUCUUCUUCUGUUUUGAACAUUGUUGCAUUUCAGUCGUACGUAAAGGGAGCGUGGCAAUGCCAAGAAUCAAAGGGAAAACGGUUCAGGCGUAAGACAGGCAGGUUAGAGGCGAGACCGAGGCAGUGCUGUACGUUUUAUUUGAUUUUAUUUAUAUUUGUCUUUUGGAGGAGGUGGAUGCUCAAAUGUUGCCGAAAUGUACAGCAGAUAUUUGUAAAAUAUUUGACGGCCUUUAAAUGCACAAGAAGUCCUCUUUGAAGCAACAACUGACUGAGACCCAUAUUUAGUGUUUUAGCUCAGGUGGUCAUAUUUAGCCUUACACAAAGACCUCGUUUAGUCUUAAUUUUGUUUGUUUACAGGAAGUUUAUCGACUGCACUCGUAAUGUUUUACCCAUGUUCUGCCUUAUUUUGUUUGUGUCACGUUUCAGUGUUGCAGUUGGACUCGUGUUGCAGACGGUCUCUGCAGCGGAGAGUGAGCUGCAGGCUGUAAAUACUGUAAUAUUUUCAUUCGGCGCAGAAAAACUUCUCUUUGUGUUCCUUCUCAUUUAUUGUUUGAAACCAGUGAAAGAUUAAGCUUCAUAUAUAUAAUAUAUACAUUUGAUAUGUAUUAUUACCCUUGUUUUUUGGGGGGAUCUGUACAUAUUUUUGUCAGUGUUUUCAGAUUUUAUUUAAUUUUUUGUUGGUUUAUUUCUCUGCAUGACUGAGCAGUGUUGAUGGAGGACUACAGAUGUCGAGGACUUGAAGUUGUGAUGAACUCUUUCAAAAAAAAAAAAGAAACUUUUUACCAGAAUAAAGUCUGUAUAUUUUCACAGAAAA